Nilaparvata lugens (brown planthopper) is the source of this 3388-nucleotide messenger RNA. Its product is annotated as protein FAN. The record is from RefSeq and is a predicted model, not a curated record. Gene Ontology annotation, molecular function: protein binding. The coding region runs from base 427 to 3207 and encodes 926 amino acids. The transcript is spliced from 17 exons. Lineage: Eukaryota; Metazoa; Arthropoda; Insecta; Hemiptera; Delphacidae.
GAGGUUAUGUGUAGUUCUACUACGCUACGGUAUUUUGAUCGGGAAGUGUGAAAGUGAAAUGUCAAAUAUUUUUUUAUCUUGCUAGUGAAUGACUGUCAUUAAAAUUGUUCUAAUUGAUUGCAUUGUAAUUAGUAAAUCUUGUCCAAUCUUUAAAAAUUAGAUUAUUUGUUAAAAUAGGUGCAUUUUUUGCAUUACUUAUAAACAUAUUAUUGUAUUCAUAACUGAUUACUGUACUGCUAUUUAAUCAUAAUUCAUAAUAAUUAUUAUGUGGCCCUAAUGUUUAAAAAAAACUUAAUUACAUCUUUGCAUAGGCUCGUAAAGUGGUCACUCAUUUCCAAACCUUUAGAGAAAUGUUUCGUAAUAUUGCAAAAGUAAGCUUAUGAAUUUUUUAGAUUGAAAGAAAACUAUAUUUUGAAAACAUUCAACAUGAACAAGGAAAGAUUUUCGUUGUUGCUAUUAGAACCUGGAGAGGUGUAUUUUGAAGAUGUGAGUGUAUUCCUCUGCUCUGAAACUACCACUAACAAAUUGAUUGAUGACGAGAAAAAUCAACUUGGAAGGCUGAAGGUGUGCUCCAAAUCACUCGUUUUUGAAUCAAAGGACUUGACCAAGCCGUUGAUUAAACUUCCGUUGAAAGAUUGUUCUGAUAUAAAGAAACACAAUGAGAGCCAUUACAAGUGGCUUACAUCAAGAGGACAAAAUGCGUUAACCAUAACGUGUAAUCAAUAUAUUGAGAUGCUCGAGGGCAAUACUCUAGCUCCUUAUAAAUUCAGAAACGUUAAACGGAUAUUUAUAUUUCUCCUGAAUUAUACAAAUGUUGAUGUGUGUGUUCGUCAAAUAUCGCAACUUCAUAGUGCAUCUACAUUACCGCUUGCUGAGCAGAACCAAAUGAUAGCAGCUAUUGAGAGAGGGAGACAACUGUUGAUUGAGUUCAAUCCCUUGUGGUUUGAAGACUUAUCUGAAAAAAUUGUAUUAGAAAUAAUUGGGAAUAGAAUCACUCCAUUGGUUGUGAAUCCAGGAAGAAUAAUUCUUUCAAAUCUGAAUCUAUACUUUCAGCCUUUCAACAAAAUUGAACCGCAUCUUUUUCUGAAAAUACCUCUGAAAGGAAUAAAAUCAAUAACGAAACGAAGAUUUCUACUUCGUCAGGUGGGACUGGAAUUAUGUUGUAAAGAUGCAGUUCCUUCUGGGUUGGAAGUUUUGUACUUGGCUCUCAAUACACCCAUAGAAAGAGACAGGCUCUAUGAAGUUCUUAUGAACCAGCCAUGCCUUAAUUUGGAUGAUUCAGAUCAAGGCAGAAUGACCUUGUUGUGGCAGAAUGGUGUUUUAUCAAACUAUGAUUAUCUUCUGUUCCUGAAUAGUCUAGCUGACAGAACCUUCAACGAUUUGACCCAAUAUCCAGUGUUUCCUUGGGUGAUUGCUGAUUACAGUAAAGAAUUCUUGGACUUGAAUGAUGAAAGCCUUUAUCGAGAUUUGAGAAAACCUGUUGGAGCUUUGAAUGAAGAAAGAUUGGGUCGGCUCAAGGACCGCUUCAAGGAUAUGCCGCAUCCGAGGUUUUUGUACGGAUCUCACUACUCUACCCCAGGAUUUGUCCUUUUUUAUUUGGUCAGAAAAUAUCCUCAUUUCAUGCUGUGCUUACAGAAUGGACGAUUUGAUCAUCCAGACAGAAUGUUCAACUGUGUAGCGAGUGUUUGGCGCAACGUAUUGUCAAAUUCUUCCGAUUUCAAAGAACUUGUUCCUGAGUUUUAUGACACUAAUACUAAUGGUGAUUUCCUGCUAAAUGCAUUUGGCGUCAACUUUGGAACCAUGUCAAAUGGAUCAAGGGUUGGUGACGUUGUCCUACCUCCUUGGGCUAAAGAUUCGAAGGAUUUUGUUUGCAAAUUACGAGAUGCUCUGGAGUCGGACUACGUUUCCAAGAACUUGCACCAUUGGAUUGACCUUAUAUUUGGAUACAAACAAUCUGGAAAGAAUGCAGAAGAAGCGGAUAAUUUGUUCUAUUAUCUUUGCUAUGAAGGAGCCGUUGACUUGGACUCAGUAACUGACUGUAAUGAGAAACAUUCAUUGGAAGUUCAAAUUAUGGAAUUUGGACAAAUUCCUAAGCAAAUAUUUGAUAAGCCUCACCCGCAAAGGAAUCCGAAAAGUGGAAUUCCGAAACCUUUAGCAGAAAACAAAGUUGUAAGAAGAACUCUAAAUUUCGAUUUGAAACAGAGGAUAUGUACACAUAAAGAUGCAGUGACUGCUGUGUUGGUAUCGAAACAGGAUGAUUCAACGUUGAAUGUGUUCUCUGCUGGUAGAGAUGCCAUUCUGAAGAUACAUUCGCUGACUGCAGACGGAGAGAGCCACGCACUGAUGUCGGCUGCUCUCUCUAUGUCGAGUAUGGCUCUCUCUUCCAUUGCCCUUCUGCAUGGUACCAGCUCUUUGGCUCUUGGAUCCUGGGAUUCGUCAAUUUUGGUGUACGACUUCGAAUGUGGUAGAACCAUCGACCAGGUGAACGGGCAUGAGGAUGCAAUCAGUUGUCUGCUGUGGUGCGAGCGCAAUAACUAUCUAAUCUCAGCGUCGUGGGACUGCUGCGUGAGAAUCUGGCAUAUUGCCGACAUCAAUCCAUAUAAAACGCUUAAGCCAGCUUCAGCUCUAGUAGCUCAGCUCGAGCAUGACUCCAAAGUUACUGCAGUAGCAGUUUCUUGGUCACUUGUGAGAAGUCAUCUGGAAUACGUCUCGGUGAUCUGGAACCGGGAUAGACUUUGCAAAUCUGUCAUGCUGGAAGGGAUACAGAGGAAAUUCGUUAAGUACUCGAUGCGACACUUCAUUCCAGGCUCAGAAGACUUAUCCUACAGGGAGCUGUGCUUGGCCAUAGACUUGGAAAACUUGGAAUGGCGGAGGAAGAAGAUCGAUGCCAUGUUUAUACAUGCUUGCCUCCAUGGUCAAAUUACCGUUGGUGAACGUGGAACCGACUUGAUUUGUUCACUUCAAUCUUCACAGAGUUGUAACCGUUUUUUGAACUUUCUCAGGUGCCUUUGUCUAAGUGAGAGCAUAUUCGUUGUUGGUGGAAGCAGGGGAAGACUAUUUGUUUGGGAUUUUGUAAGGAUGUCAUUAAUGCAGCAAAUCGAUGCCCAUAAAGAUGCAAUUUCUGCAGUGGCAGUGUUUGAUAAAGGCGAAAAUGUUAAUAUAAUUACUGGAAGCAAUGAUCGCAGGCUAAUCUUAUGGCAGAACUAAUUCGAAGGCCAUCUGAAAGUUUAACAUUAGGCAUAUCGUAUUUUAAAUGAAAUAUCUACUGUUGAUUUUUUAAAUUAUGUUGAUAUUAUAUUUUUUAUAAUGUACACGUUAUCAUCUUGAAGAUUUUAAUUUUAUCGAGACGUUUGUUUCUCAGUUAUUUAAUAAAAUGUUCAAUAUUAAA